This is a messenger RNA of Prionailurus viverrinus (fishing cat), 1142 nucleotides long. RefSeq names its product sperm-tail PG-rich repeat containing 3 (gene STPG3). The transcript is spliced from 6 exons. Bases 1 to 924 code for a protein of 307 amino acids. Gene Ontology annotation, cellular component: cytoskeleton. Lineage: Eukaryota; Metazoa; Chordata; Mammalia; Carnivora; Felidae. The record is from RefSeq and is a predicted model, not a curated record.
AUGAAUUUUGACCAGAAGGCUGUGAAAUUCCUGGCAAAUUUUUACAUCAAUGGAGGCAAACACUGGACCCAUGGCCCCCUGAGGCAGAAGACACUUGUGCCAUACCAGCCCAAGGCCUGUGUCUUGUUGCUGGGCCCCCCGCCAGGGGCCGCCUGGGAGGAGAUGUGGACCCCUGGAGGGCAGGAGGUCCCACCUGGCCUCGGGAUGCAGAUGAGUCCCCCCCAGGAUCGUCCCCCUAUCUGCACCCAGAACCUGAAGGAGCUGUUACUGGAGCGGCGCCCACCCAUCGUGACCGACCUGCAGAUCCCCGGCCCCACCAAGUACCAGGUGUCCGAUGCUUCAAUACGCGAGUGCUCCCCACAUCCCCACUUCAGCAUCGGCCGCAAGCGCUCCACCCGCGAGGGCGGUGGCCGCAGGGCGUGGCAGACAGCGUGGUUCCAGAGCGAAAGCCCCUUCACACAGAAAGCCGACUUUAACCAAGAGCAAAAGUGGCCAUCGCCCGCGGACUAUCAACCACUCAGCCGGCCUGCCUGCCCGGCCUUCAGCUUUGGGUGCCGCCGCCCCGCCUCCAAGACAGUUGAGGCCCGCUCCCGGCCGGGGCUGCUGUGGGCCGGGGGUGCGGGUUACCGUGCCCAGCCCCGGCUCCAGGCCCCUCCUCAGGCCCCGGGGGGCGAGAAGCGCCCAGGCCCCAACACCUACGACAUCUCUCCUGGGUGCCGGCUGCAGAGCCACCGCCCGCCCGCCUUCUCCAUGAGCCGUUCACCUGCGUUCGCCUCCUGGGUCAGCUCCUCCCACACUCCCGGCCCAGCUGCCUACCAUGUGGAGGAUUGCUAUAACUCGCGCUUCCCCUCAGCACCUGGGGUGGUCAUCCAGGGCGUGCGAAGACCCAAGCGCCAUGACACAGGACCCUUCUGCACGCUGUAGCCCCUGCUGGGCUCAGCCGGCCGGCCGGUUAUCCACGGAACCCUGGUCUCCCCGGGGGGGGGGGGGGGGGGGGGCCCAGCUUGGCCUUCUGACUCUCUGGGCGCCUCUGAUGCCCCCUCCUGGCCGGCCCAUCCCUCUGUGAGCUGCGGACAGCAAGGAGGGCCCAGCCGGAAGUCCUCACCUGCCCACCCCCUUGCCACACAGAGAUGCUGUCGUUC